AUGGUGAAGCAGACGAUCCAAAUUUUCGCCAGGGUGAAGCCCACUGUCCGGAAGCAGCAGCAAGGGAUUUAUUCCAUAGAUGAAGAUGAAAAAUUAACACCUAGCUUGGAAAUCAUAUUACCUCGUGACUUGGCAGAUGGAUUUGUGAAUAAUAAGCGAGAAAGCUACAGAUUUAAAUUUCAAAGGAUUUUUGAUCAGGAUGCAAAGCAAGAGACCAUUUUUGAAAACAUUGCCAAACCAGUUGCUGAGAGUGUCCUGGCUGGUUACAAUGGUACCAUUUUUGCAUAUGGACAAACAGGCAGCGGUAAAACAUUCACCAUCACAGGUGGGGCGGAGCGCUACAGCGACAGAGGCAUCAUCCCAAGGACACUGUCAUACAUUUUCGAGCAAUUACAAAAGGACAGCAGCAAAAUAUAUACAACGCACAUUUCCUAUUUGGAAAUCUACAAUGAAUGUGGUUAUGAUCUAUUGGAUCCAAGACAUGAAGCCUCCAGUUUGGAAGAUUUGCCGAAAGUGACAGUCCUGGAGGACCCUGAUCAGAACAUCCACCUGAAAAACUUGUCUCUUCAUCAGGCGACCACAGAGGAAGAAGCCCUGAAUCUGCUUUUCUUGGGUGACACCAACAGAAUGAUUGCAGAGACUCCUAUGAACCAAGCUUCAACCCGUUCUCACUGCAUUUUCACCAUUCACCUGUCAAGCAAGGAACCAGGAUCUGCAACCGUGAGACAUGCCAAGCUGCAUUUGGUGGACCUGGCUGGUUCAGAGCGGGUUGCCAAGACUGGAGUCGGAGGCCAGCUUCUCACAGAGGCCAAGUAUAUCAACUUGUCCCUUCAUUACUUAGAACAGGUUAUCAUUGCUCUCUCAGAAAAGCACCGCUCGCACAUUCCAUAUCGAAACUCCAUGAUGACCAGCGUCCUGAGAGACAGCCUGGGAGGGAACUGCAUGACGACCAUGAUAGCCACACUCUCUUUAGAGAAAAGGAAUAUCGACGAGUCUAUAUCUACCUGCAGAUUUGCACAACGAGUGGCACUCAUAAAGAAUGAAGCUGUUCUUAAUGAAGAAAUCGAUCCCAAAUUGAUGAUUAUACGCCUACAAAAGGAAAUCCAGGAACUGAAGGAUGAACUGGCCAUUGUCACUGGGGAGCAGAGGACAGAGGCGCUCACAGAAGCAGAGCUCCUUCAGCUGGAAAAACUAAUAACAUCCUUUUUGGAAGACCAGGAUCCAGAGAAUAAACUAGAGGUUGGCGCUGAUAUGCGUAAAAUUCAUCACUGUUUCCAUUAUUUGAAGAAACUACUGCAUGACAAGAAGAUCCACAGACAGAGCACAGCCCCCUCUGAAAACAAAGAUCAGAACUGCCAAGAACCAUUGAAAGAGGAAGAGUAUAAAAAGCUACGUGAUAUUCUGCAGCAGAGGGACAAUGAAAUCAAUAUUUUGGUAAAUAUGUUAAAGAAGGAGAAGAAGAAAGCUCAGGAUGCUCUCCACCUCUCCAGCAUGGACAGAAGUGAACUGAGACUCUGCCAGAGCUCCCCCUUCCCACCUGGGAACCCGGACGGUCCGAAGACUUUGCCACUGUCAGCUCCCACUCAGGCCCUAGACUCCAGCACUUCUCCAUACAGAUCCAGUUUGCUCCACAGAAAAACAGGGAUGAGAGAGGAAAUGUCGUUAGGACGCCAGGAGGCUUUUGAGAUUUUCAAGAGGGACCAUGCUGACAGCGUUACCAUCGAAGACAACAAACAGAUUCUGAAGCAGAGAUUUUCUGAAGCGAAGGCCCUGGGAGAAAGCAUAAAUGAAGCAAGAAGUAAAAUUGGUCGCCUGAAGGAGGAGAUCACCCAGCGGCACGUGCAGCAGGUGGCUCUAGGUAUCUCAGAAAACAUCCCCGUGCCCUCAGUGCCAGACCAGCUGGAAGAGAAGCUGCGAUCACAGCUGGAGGAAGAGAAGAGAAGAUACAAAAUGAUGUUCGCACGCCUGAAGGCCCUGAAGGUGGAGAUAGAGCAUUUGCAGCUGCUCAUGGACAAAGCCAAGGUGAAGCUGCAGAAAGAGUUUGAAGCCUGGUGGGCCGAGGAAGCAACCAGCCUGCAGGUAAACUUGCCAGCAGUGACUGCAUCGAAUCACAUGAAGCCCUUUCCCCAGAUGUCAGAAGCCCAGCAUGAAAGGUCCCAGCCCCUCUCUAACAAGAGUGAUGUGUAUGCCAGGAAGAUCCUGCCCUCGCCUGGCCCCCUCCUGCGCAGCCAGGGGCAGAGCAGCCCUGCCACCCCCGUGGAGGACAGCAUCCCAGAGAGGCCAGUGUCAUCUGUCCCUCUCACAGGGGACAGCCAGACGGACUCCGACAUCCUGGCCUUCAUCAAGGCCAGACAGAACAUCCUGCAGAGGACAGGUUUCCAGUAA
Messenger RNA from Rangifer tarandus platyrhynchus (Svalbard reindeer), 2385 nucleotides. The record is from the annotation of a GenBank genome assembly. NCBI's taxonomy places the organism in Eukaryota, Metazoa, Chordata, Mammalia, Artiodactyla, Cervidae.